Messenger RNA from Siniperca chuatsi (mandarin fish), 5203 nucleotides. It is a transcript of the gene smarcc2, whose product is annotated as SWI/SNF related, matrix associated, actin dependent regulator of chromatin, subfamily c, member 2. Gene Ontology annotation, biological process: positive regulation of DNA-templated transcription. Gene Ontology annotation, molecular function: nucleosomal DNA binding; histone binding. NCBI's taxonomy places the organism in Eukaryota, Metazoa, Chordata, Actinopteri, Centrarchiformes, Sinipercidae. The transcript is spliced from 27 exons. Gene Ontology annotation, cellular component: SWI/SNF complex; nBAF complex; npBAF complex. The coding region runs from base 25 to 3225 and encodes 1066 amino acids. The record is from RefSeq and is a predicted model, not a curated record.
UCGACUAGUUGUCUGCAGGCAAAGAUGGCGGUGCGGAAGAAAGACGGCGGCCCGAAUGUAAAAUAUUUCGAGGCGUCUGAUACCGUUUCUCAGUUUGAUAAUGUCCGCGUCUGGCUGGGAAAGAAUUACAAAAAGUACAUCCAGGCCGAGCCCCCCACCAACAAGUCUCUGUCCAGCCUGGUGGUCCAGCUGCUUCAGUUCCAGGAGGAGGUGUUUGGUCGGCAUGUCAGCAACCCUCCGCUCACCAAGCUGCCAAUGAAAUGUUUUCUGGACUUCAAGUCAGGAGGGGCUCUCUGCCACAUCCUGGCUGCUGCCUACAAGUUUAAGAGUGACCAAGGAUGGCGCAGGUUUGACUUCCAGAAUCCGUCGAGGAUGGACCGAAAUGUGGAGAUGUUCAUGACAAUUGAGAAGUCCUUAGUGCAGAACAACUGCCUAACAAGACCUGUCAUCUUCCUGAGCCCUGACAUAGAGCCAAAACUGCUCGGGAAACUGAAAGACAUCAUCAAAAGGCAUCAGGGCUCAGUAACUGAGGACAAGGCCUCCAGCUCCCAUGUUGUUGUUCCUAUUCCCACCAGCCUGGAGGAAGAGGAGUGGGUACGUCCGGUGAUGAAGAGAGAUAAGCAAGUGCUGCUCCACUGGGGAUAUUUUCCUGACAGUUAUGAUACCUGGAUCCCAGCCAGUGAGAUUGAGGCUGCUGUGGAAGAUCCUCCCAGCCCAGAAAAACCCAGGAAGGUUCAUGCCAAGUGGAUUUUAGACCUGGACCAGUAUAACGAAUGGAUGAAUGAGGAGGACUAUGAAGUGGGCGAGGGCUGCCCCAAGAGGAAGAGGAUCUCAGCCAAGACCCUUACAGAUGAGGUGACCACGCCUGACGAGCGGCGGGACAAGAAGCCUGGCAGCGCCAAGAAGAGGAAGCGCUCGCCGUCGCCCUCCCCCACGCCUCCACCUCAGGAGAGCAAGAAGAAGAACACCAAAAAAGGGCCGACUACCCCGUACACCAAGUCUAAACGGGGCCAGAGGGAGGAGGAACAGGAGGAUCUUAGUAAGGACUUGGAUGAAGCGUCACCUGUUCCAGCAUCUGAAGAGGGAAACCCAGCUAAGACAAAUAACACCAAGAAGGACUCUGAUUCAACCCCAGUAAAGGGAGGAACAGAUAUGGACGAGCAAGAGGAUGAGUCCAUGGAAACAACAGGCAAGGAGGAGGAGGAAGGCUCUCCGAGUGUGAAGGGUGAACCAGUGAAAGGCUCGGACCUUCACGAGGACAAUGUGACUGAGCAAACCCACCACAUUAUUAUACCGAGCUACGCUGCCUGGUUUGACUACAACAGUGUUCAUGCCAUUGAGCGCAGAGCCCUGCCAGAGUUCUUCAAUGGGAAGAACAAAUCCAAAACCCCUGAGAUUUACUUGGCGUACAGGAACUUCAUGAUUGACACCUACCGACUCAACCCUCAGGAGUACCUGACCUCCACUGCCUGCCGCAGGAACCUGGCAGGAGACGUGUGUGCAAUCAUGAGAGUCCACGCCUUCCUGGAGCAGUGGGGUCUGAUCAACUAUCAGGUGGACUCAGAGAGUCGGCCCACACCCAUGGGUCCCCCACCCACCUCCCACUUCCAUGUCCUGGCAGACACUCCAUCCAGUCUGGUGCCCCUGCAGCCCAAGACGUCCCAGACCCCUGCUACCCAGCAGAUGAUAUCCUUCCCAGAUAAAGUGAAGGAGAAACCAGCAGAUCUGCAAAACUUCGGGCUGCGGACCGACAUGUACAGCAAGAAGAGUGGCUCUGUAAAGAGCAAGAGUACAGCAAGCUCUAUGAGGGAGUGGACAGAACAAGAAACACUACUACUACUUGAGGGCUUGGAGAUGUACAAGGACGACUGGAACAAGGUUUCAGAACACGUGGGCAGCCGUACGCAGGAUGAGUGCAUCCUGCAUUUCCUGCGGCUGCCCAUCGAAGACCCUUACUUGGAGGACAACUCCUCGUCCAUGGGACCACUGGCCUACCAGCCGAUACCUUUCAGCCAAGCAGGAAACCCCGUCAUGAGCACAGUGGCUUUCCUCGCCUCUGUCGUCGACCCGCGUGUGGCCUCAGCUGCAGCCAAGUCUGCUCUGGAGGAGUUUUCUCGUAUGAAGGAGGAGGUUCCUGCAGCGCUUGUUGAGGCUCAUGUGCGGCGGGUGGAGGAGGCAGCGAGGGUCAGUGGCCGACAGGACCCGCUGUAUGGCCUGGAAGGUAGUGGCAUCGCAGGCACCGGCCUGGAGGAGGGAGACAGACCUGAUGAAAGCAGUGAUGAAAGUAAGAGUGACAGCCAAUCAGGUGAAGAGAAGAGGGAGGCCAAGGAGAGCAAAGAUGGAGCGGUGGAGGAAGAGGAGAAGCAGGCGGAGAAUGGGAAGAAGGAAGAAGAAAGAGGAAGAGAACAAGAAGGAGAGAGGGAGGCGGACAAAACAGAGUCAGAGAUGGGCGAUGGGGAGAAAGAGAAGGAUGGGAAAGAGGGCACAGAGGAGGGACAAAGAGAGGCAGAGAGUGAAGGAGAAAAGAAAGCUAAGGUGGAGCGUGAUGUGGGAGAGGGGAAUCUGGCCACUGCUGCUGCGUCUGCACUCGCUGCUGCUGCUGUCAAAGCCAAGCACUUGGCUGCAGUGGAAGAGAGGAAGAUCAAAUCUCUUGUGGCUCUGCUGGUGGAGACCCAAAUGAAGAAGCUGGAGAUUAAACUGCGACACUUUGAGGAACUGGAAACCAUCAUGGACAGAGAGAGGGAGGCUUUGGAGUACCAGCGUCAGCAGCUGCUGGCUGACCGUCAGUCCUUCCACAUGGAGCAGUUGAAAUACGCUGAGAUGAGGGCCCGCCAGCAGCACUUCCAGCAGAUUCAGCACCAGCAGCACAGCCAGGCUGGGGGCCCUCAUUCCAACCAGGCCGCCUCAGGCCCGCCACCCCAGGGCCCGACCGCAACUCAGCAAACUCCCAGCACACCAGCGCCGCAGCCGGCCCCCAGCCCCGUGCCUCCAGCCUCUUCUGCCCCGGCUCCUGAGUCCCAACCACCUCAGGGUGCUCACGCCUCACCCCCCUGCCCCCCAGGCCAAGCCCCAGCUGCCCACUCCAGCUCCAGCUCCAGCACUACUCCUGUACUCCAUGGAUUGUGUCAGAAAGUGUCAGAAAAUAGUGAAAAAUCCCAAGAUCCCACCGCCCCUCUUCCCGGGGAAACACUCCACCCCUCAGCUCCAGUCCCGCCUCCACAGUGAGAGAAAAAUAAAUUGCCAGAGAAUCCGAAUGACUCUGACCACUUUGAAUCCUGCCUGUAUCAUCUGAAAUGAAGAAGUCAUAAACCGAAGGAAGAGAACAUAUUUUACAUUUCCAGAUUUUUGUUUUGUUUUUCUUUUCAACAACAGGACAAUUGAUGUGGCCAAGAAAAAAAUUAUAACGUCUAAAUCAAACCACCUCUACUUUGACUAUCUGUUGAAAAAGAAGUCCCUUUCAAAUUGAAUCUGCAUAUGAAGAAAAUGUACUUUCAAACAGAAGCCGUUCCUCCUGUGUGGUCGAUUGGACAGCGACAUCUCACUUUGUAAUUUUAGGCUUAACACCGGGGAUCUGGUAAACUGAGAGGGUCUUACCAACAUGCUGGCACUCAAAGAAAAGACGAGAAAAGACUCAUCUUGUGUUUUCAGUGUUUAGGAAAUUGUUGCAUUUAUUUUCUGCAACAGUUUACUUGUGAGGUCUCAUCCUUCAUAAUCCCCCCUCGUACUGUAGGUACUAAUUAAAAUAUAUGUAAGAAAAAAUGCACUUUUAACAUGUUUCCCUAGGUCUCAUUGAAAGACUUGAAGCAUCCAUGAAAUUGAACUUUAGCACUUAUAUCAUCCUUUUGUUGUCUUACUAUAAUACUUUUUCAUACUGAAGGUUUUGAAAACUUGAUUGGAAAUGUUACUUUUUCCUUUAUGUAUUACUUGUAUUACAUGGAAAAAUGGUCGCACUACAGGGUCUGGCCUGAAGGUCACAUGUCUAAAACCAACGUCUCCCUCCAGGGAAAAUGUCUGUAAUGAAUGAAAAUGUUCAAAUCAAAAGCCAGUUGGAAAUUACAAUAAGCUGGUUUGGAUGCAGUUUGAUAAAAUGUACUGUAAACUGGAUUUUCUGUUACAAACACACAUUUGUUGUCCUGUAAUGAUAAUAUUUGAAAGUACUGACAGCAUGAGAUUAUCAUCCUGAAAAUACUUCUCUUUAAAUAUAUCUUAAUAAUGUCCCUCCUUUCUACAGCACUUAAGAGUAAAACAUGUCAGUGAGGAGCUUCAUGUUUUGCAAAUCUGUAUGAACUCAGUUCAGAAGGAAUGACUGAAAAAGAAGGUCUGGGAAUAAUAAUUCUGCCAGCGACCACAUAUGUGUUAUAUUCAUAGUUUGACUUUGUGUUAAUUGCUAAACCAAAAUGUUUUUCAUAAUCAUGUUUAUCUAACGUGCAUUUCAAGUUACACGUGGAAGAAAUGUUAAAGCUGUCAAAAACAAGGGAGCUCGCACCUUAAACAGCUGACAAUGGAGAAUUGUGUCCUUAAUAUCUGCAACAAUAUCCUCACUUUUUAUCCUAUCAAUUUUUAUAUUUUUUACUGUCUGUUUUUUUCCAUCUACUUUCUUUGAUACGUCAACAUUGUAACUGUAUAUUAUUACCUUUGUAGCCUAUAUUUACCCUCUCCACUGUUGUGAAUGAUUCGGGCAGGUCUGUCAGAUCUGUGAUGUGACUGUGAGCAUGUGUGUAUGGGAACGCAUGCCAUUAAGAAAAUCAUGUUACCGUUCAGUUUUAUUUUCAGUGCCAUUUGCUGUGUGUCACAAAGUUUGAAGAAUUAAAAAAAAAACAUGCUUUGUUCUGCACACGGCACGUCACGUCAGUGUCAUGAAAUAUAAUCCAGUCAGAUGGUGAAACUUUACAGUUGAUGUCCGUCAAGCCAGUAUUGCAGACCUCACCACAGUUGUGAGCAUAAAUGGACUUCUUUUAUCUGUGUUAUUACUACAUUGUGUGGAUUUUGUGAUAUGGAUUAAGUGUCUGUUCAGUUUCUGUAUGUUUUUCACUAUGCUGAAGGUAGCAGCAAUUGCAUUGAUUAUUAUUAUACAGUAGAAAUCAAUUUUUCCUCAGUAAAUCAUCACAUUAGUGCUUACUCUGGCAGUUUGUAUUAAAAAAAAGGCAAAAGGUUCAGGUUUCAAUUACAAAAUGUUGGGGGAAAAAUAAAGAUGUGAAGAGGA